Molecule: messenger RNA, 273 nt
Organism: Fimicolochytrium jonesii
Lineage: Eukaryota; Fungi; Chytridiomycota; Chytridiomycetes; Spizellomycetales; Powellomycetaceae
Product: LYR motif-containing protein 5
Exons: 3
Coding region: 1-273 (90 amino acids)
Biological process (GO): respiratory electron transport chain
Cellular component (GO): mitochondrion
Source: RefSeq, a predicted model, not a curated record
AUGCCUCCAUCGAAAACACCUACGGCGCUCAGAGGCGCUGUGCGAGACCUCUACAAGCAGUUACUUUGGAUAGGGCGGGAAUACCCACAAGGAGGGUUGGAGUACUUCCGGCCACGAUUAAAGAAAGCUUUCCUGAAAAACAAGGAGCUAUCAAAGCCCGAGGACAUCGAACAAGCCAUCAAACGAGGAGAGUUUGUUUUGAAGGAACUGGAGGCGCUGUGGUUUCUGAAGAAGUAUCGCCAUGUUAAGCAGAGCUAUUACGACGAAAAGUGA